Molecule: messenger RNA, 269 nt
Organism: Linum tenue
Lineage: Eukaryota; Viridiplantae; Streptophyta; Magnoliopsida; Malpighiales; Linaceae
Source: the annotation of a GenBank genome assembly
CUCUUCCAAAAUUCUUUUUCCAGAUCUAAAUCUCCUUUCUUCUCUUGUUCUUCAUUUUUUUCUCCAACAAUCGAUGAAGAAAUUGCAGCCUCCCACUUCAAAUUUGGUGACGCUCCAAAUCCUUCUUCUCUCAAGCUGCUCCUUCCUUCUGUUUUUUUCUUUUCUCGGCCUCAAAAUUGAUGAUGCUCCAUAUUGUCAAAGAGGGGACUGAUCUAGUGGGUGGUAAUCGACAUGAGUUCCGAGAAAGAAGAGUUAGAAGACAAUGAAGG